AUGUUGAAAACACGCUACGUAGAUGACAUCUACGGUGGAGCAGACAACGAAGAAGAAGCUAUCAAGGCUGCAGUACAAACAAAAGCUCUGUGUGCAGCAGGCUGCUUCCCGCAUGCCAAAUGGGCUAGCAAUAGCCCACGGUUACUCGCUGAAGUCGCUCCAGAAAAGCAGCUGGAUACACCGCUUAAAGAAAUCAGUGAUGCACCAGUAAAAGUCCUGGGCAUGUACUGGAAUUCACGCACUGACGCUCUCCAGUUCAAGUACACGCUACCGCCAGAGACGCCUAAGACAAAAAGAGCUAUUUUGUCUGAAAUCGCUAAGCUGUAUGACUCGCUAGGACUUCUCGCACCAAUAGUCGUCAAAGCCAAGAUCUUCAUGCAAGAUCUGUGGCUAGAUAGAGUGUCAUGGGAUGAACAAUUGUCACCAUCACUCAUUCACAAAUGGACUGGAUACCGCGAGGAUCUUCGAAACAUCGAAUCCAUCCGCAUUCCACGCUGGAAUAAUAUAGCACCUGGAGCAACUAUGGAAUUGCACGGGUUCUCAGACGCUUCACAAAACGCUAUGGCUGCCGCUGUUUAUUUGAGAGUCACUGACGCUGAUGGGAACACAAAGGUCUCACUUCUGUGUUCAAAAACGCAAGUAGCACCGCUGAAGACCAUGACAAUUCCACGCUUGGAAUUAUCUGCUGCAUGGUUGCUAACACAACUGAUACUUCAUGUCAAAGAAGUUCAGUCGCUUGAAAAUGUCAGGAUCAAUCUCUGGACUGACUCCGCCAUGACUAUCGCAUGGAUUAAAAGUCCAGCAAUCCGCUGGAAGACAUUCGUCCGCAAUAGAGUGGGAAAAAUCCAAGAAACGCUUCGAGAUGUGUCCUGGAAAUUUAUUCCAGGAAAACAAAACCCCGUUGACUGCGCUUCAAGAGGUAUACCUACGCUAAAAUUGAAACAACACGCUCUCUGGUGGCAUGGACCAACUUGGCUUCAUGAACCAGAAUCCUCUUGGCCCACUCUGGAGCCUCCAACCGACAACGCAACGCAUCGAGAAGAACGCCAAGGUCUGACACUAGUAACUUGGACAGCAGAAAAUUGCCUGCUCCAACAAUUACUGUCGCAUUACACGCAGCUGUUUCCACUGCUACGGAAGCUUAGCAUCUGGCAUCGUGCCAUCGACCGCUUUAAAAGAGUUCCACAAUCUUCGCUGGCCUACCCGCUUACUCCAUCAGACCUGGAGCGCGCUAAAUUGACCUUGAUUAAGUUAACUCAAGGACAAUACUUCGCUAGAGAGAUUCACACGCUACAAGAUGGUGAUGGUCUGCCUAAAAAUAACAGCAUCACUAAGCUGACUCCGUUCAUCGACCAUCAGGGGGUCCUGAGAGUCGGUGGUCGCUUGAAAAACGCAUUGCUGGACCCAGAAGAGAGGCAUCCAGCGAUUCUACUGCGACAAUCACCGCUUACAUCAAUUUUGAUUGAUGAUUCGCACCGCAAAACGCUUCACGGAGGUACUCAGCUUACGCUCGCUGACUUACGCAAGAGUGUCUGGAUCAUUGGAGGCCGUGUUCCAGUCAGAUCAUUUAUUUUACGCUGCGUUAUCUGCACGAGACACCGUGGAGAACGCGCUCAACAGUUGAUGGGUCAACUACCCGCUGCACGAGUACAGCCAACUCGAGCCUUCUUGCAUACAGGACUCGACUACGCUGGACCUAUCACGCUGAAAACGUUUCAAGGACGUGGAGCAAAAAACAUACAAAGGCUGGAUUGCAGUCUUUGUAUGCAUGUUCAGUUCAGCUGUACAUUUAGAGCUAGAGCAGAUGAAGAGCUGAAACGACUAUUCCCUGCAGGAUCCCGCACAUUACGAGAAUUAUCAACCUUGAUCGCUCAAGAUGGCACGAACUGGAAAUUCAAUCCGCCUGGAGCUCCACAUUUUGGAGGAAAAUGGGAAGCCGCUGUGAAAUCUAUCAAAUUUCACCUUCGAAGAACAGUCGGAGACUCGCUGUUGACGCUUGAGCAAUAUUCAACGCUACUGGCUCAAAUUGAAGCCAUAUUGAAUUCCAGACCGCUCACACCGCUGAAUGAAGAUCCUGCUGACCUGGCUGUACUGACUCCAGGUCACUUCUUAAUCGGACAGUCACUGACCGCUAUCCCAGAGCCAUCGCUGACAGAUUUACAACCUGCUCGGCUCUCGCACUGGGAACAAGUCCAGCAAAUGGUUCAACAUUUCUGGAAACGCUACUACCAGGACUGCAUCCACCGCUACCAGGCCAUUUCAAAGUGGCAUUAUCGACACAACCAGAUCAAGGUGGGUUCAGUUGUACUGAUCACCACUGAGGAUCUCCCGCCAACCAAGUGGCCAUUAGCCAAAGUAAUUGCUGUCCAUCCAGGUGAAGAUGGACAAAUCCGCGUAGUAACUGUUAAGACAGUUAACACAGAGCUGGUACGUCCAAUUACAAAGCUCUGUGUCCUGCCGCUAACGCAUGAAGAAGAUGAUCUUGUCGACGCAGCCGCCAACCCGGGGGAGAAUGUUCGGUGA
Messenger RNA from Cotesia glomerata, 2523 nucleotides. RefSeq lists its product as uncharacterized. Bases 1 to 2523 code for a protein of 840 amino acids. Gene Ontology annotation, molecular function: nucleic acid binding. NCBI's taxonomy places the organism in Eukaryota, Metazoa, Arthropoda, Insecta, Hymenoptera, Braconidae. The record is from RefSeq and is a predicted model, not a curated record. The transcript has 2 exons.